AUGAACCAGGCGAACCACGUGAACCUGGGGGACUAUGGAAAGGCCAAGGUGUACCUGUGGAAGACGGACCGAACGAGCGAGGAGCUGUUCCAAGAGGUCGCCAAUAAACUGAGGAAUCUAUACGGGCAGAUAAAUUACGAUGACUUGUUUCACCACCUGCAUGGAUACAUUAACCAUAUCAAUGCGAGCGACAAUGAGUUAUUCUUGCGCAGCGAGCUUCCCCUAUGGGAGUCUUCAAACAAGCACGCGGACACAGAUCACAAGGACGAAUCAUUUUUUGACAUUUUUAAAAAUGCGAGUUAUGUUCGCAGGAAUGGGAGCCUCUCCAUUAGCUACAUCGACCUGGUUGACAAGGCCAUGCGGGUGGACCGAGUGAAUUUUUUCUCUAAUGUGUUUAUAUCGAUUGGGGUCCACGAGCUGCGCGAGGGGGGGGAAGCAGCCAAAGGGGGCUGUGUGUUUGUACAACGGGUUCUAGUGAUCCCGUCCUCCGACAAGUAUGAUGAUUAUAUUAUGUCUCAGAUUAUGAAAAUAAAUGAGAGCUUCCUUUUUGCAAGUGGACCUGGUGGAGGUACCGUCGGAGGGGACGUAAGUCAUGGUGGUGGCGAUGGGUAUAGGAACUCCCCCCCAGAGGUAGCCUGCUCAAAAGACCUAGUCAUAGAUGUGCAAGAAAAAAAAAAAACAAACCCAAGCGAGUACAUAAAGCAGGGGAAUUUCUCCCUCUUAAAGAACUCCGCAUACUACUUGGAAGAUAAAGGAAGGAACCUGACAGAAGGCUUCUGCGAAGGAAUACAAAUCGGUGAAUGUGCAUUCGUCGAGUGGGGAGGGUGUGUCCUCCGAUGAAUGAUGACUAAGGAGAGUGUGAGGAUGUACAUGCAAGAGCUUAUGGAGAGUGCUAACUGCGAGUCGGUUCGGACAGCUAAGGUGGGCAGCGAGAGUGUGUUGGAUCGCCGCAGACGAAGGCACCAGGAGGGGGUCUUCCCCGGGCCCUGCAGGUCGUUUGGGAAUGUUCCGAAGGAGGGGAAGGAGGGGAAGCGGGAACAGGAGGGGAAGUGGGAACAGGGCGAGAAAGGUAUGACUGGCACGAAUGCCACUCCUGGUUUGAAUGUCACACCUGGUGUGAAUAUCACUCAUGGUAUGAAUGCCACUCCUGGCCGGCCUGCCGAGAGGCGAAGCCUGCACCUGAAAAAGAGCCUAAGCAACAGGGACCUCUCCAGCAAGACCAACCUUAGCAGUCGCAAAAACAGCUACGACAAUAACCUCUACGUGAACAUAAAGAGGUACUACAACGACGUUAAGUGGAGCAUUUUGAGCAAGACCAGUCAGAUCACAACGAAGGGGGGAGGCGAGGGGUUUCUCCUAUAUGAGGGGGCUCCCCGAUUGUCCAAGUGUAGUGCGUACGAGGAGGGCAGGGGGAAGGACCCUCACCGUGUGGAGCCGCGAUUGGGGGCAGCAGGGGAGGCGGCUUCUGAUAUGGCGGCUGCUGAUAUGGUGGCGGCUGACCUGGUGGCUGCUGACCUCGCGGGGGGAGAAGAGAGAGAGGCAAAUCACCCAGAGAGACGAGAUGGAGAUCCCAUGGGAGGGGGAGUGGUGUCGUUGGAAAGCGCCCAAGGGAGUGGAGGAGGCUCGCCCAGUCGGCGUUCCGAUGGGGGCGUCCGACAUGAUGGGCAUGGCGAGGAAGAGGAACGCGCAGAGGAGCAGGACGGUGUGCAUGACGAUGUGCAUGACGAUGAGAAGGACGAUGUGCAUGGCGAACCGCAUAACGAACCGCUUAACGAACCGCUUAACGAACCGCGUGACGAACCGCUUAACGAACCGCGUGACGAACCGCUUAACGAUGAGCAGAGCGACGACUACGAUGAUGAGCAGAGUGACGACUACGAUGAUGAACAGAGUGACGAGUACUAUGACGACUGUGGCGGUGAGCGUGAGGGGUUCCCCGAGGAGGAUUCCCAAAGCGCAGAGGCGAACGAAGGAAGGGAAGAGGACGCCCCACACCCGGGGUGGAGACAAUACCCCCCACGAGGAACAUCCAAGAAAAAAUCAAAACAGAGCGAUAAAGAAGGAGUAGCAAAGAAUAAAGAAUAUGAAGUGAGAAAAAAAGAAGGAGAUGUGUUUCUACUUCUGGGAAGUCCAUUGGAUUCAAUAGACAGCUACUUGGAGUGUUAUGAAUUAAUUAAAGAGAGAAACGAUGGUGAUGAUGAUAACAUAUCCGAUGGGAAUAUCUCGUUCUGUAUAGCGUUAAGUAUGUAUCUAUAUGUAACACAGAACUGGGGUCAUUUCUGUAGAUUGAACAAUAAUGAAAGAUAUACGUUCCGUUUUGCAGAGGUUGUUGAGAGCAUACUAGUUCAGACGUAUGAAAGGUUGCUUCCGAGUAGGUACACUCACUAUGCGAACUUCUUCUUCGAUGCUUCUUCGUAUAGUGGAUCCAUGAAGGAGAAAUCGCACCACCAUGCCUAUCAUAACAGUGCUCAUUUUUACCUGUACAAUUUGGACCAAGCAAGUGACUCUCCAUCGUCAGGGGUGAUUAAAAAUAUAAGCUCCUUCAUUAAUGUCCUGAAUGAGCACGAGAGGGGGGAGGAUGAGGGGGAGGACUACUCCGGAGAUGAAUUUACUGAGAAAAAAUUUUCCUUCUUCAAUAUGAGUAUUAAAGGACACAACACGUUGAUUUAUCUGAUUGGAUUUAUGGAGCACAAGCUAAGUGAAGCCUUGUCUGUCAUGCGGAAUGCUUGUGUUGUAUCUCCCGGAGGAGAGUCCCAUGAUGCUGCCUCUUUACUACCUGAACAGGAGCUAUUCGCAGAUUACCUUCUAUGCUAUCUGAAGUACCUCCUAGCGAUUAAAAAGAAGAGGCAUAUUUUUACAGCCAUGAGAAAGUACUCCUGUGUGACUGAGCGGUUCAAUCACCAUUUGUAUAUCCGAUUUUAUGUCGAGCUAGCCAACAUCUACCAACACAUCGGGGCCAGCCGAAAGUUUGCCUUCACCAUUUAUCUCCUGUGCACUCGCUUCUUUGAACAGAGGAGGUUCUACUUGACGUCGACUUGGACUGGGGCGGACCGGAGGGGUCAGGGUGGACCGAACCGACUGGACCGGCUGGACCGACUGGACCGACUAAACCGACCGAACCCCCUGGAGAAAUGCCCAAGGAGGGAAGGAGCGACCAACCGAACGACUUCCUAAAUGGAUGAGAGGGAGAAGCGGAGGAGUAGGUCAUACUUGAGGAGGCUGAGUCAGGGAGGGGACGUGUGCUUUGGUGGGGGAGUUCACGCACAUGGGGGGGAGACGCACCAGGGGGGAGAGACGCACCAGGGGGGGGAGACGCACCAAGGGGGGGGGUGUCCUUGUGGCACCCUCUCGUGGGACUGUUCCUCUUCGGGGAGCUCCUCUCAGGAGGAGGAUUCGUCUAGCAGCGACGCCGAGGGGUGGAGCUACGAAGGUGGAGGGAGAAGCUACGAAGGUGGGGGGAGAAGCUACGAAGGUGGGGGGAGAAGCCACGACGGGGAGAAGACACCCAACAGGUCAGAUUUCCCAAAAAAGUCUCCAAAAGAGGACAAAUCGAAGAAGAAAAAGAGCAGCAGAAGGAAAAAUAACUCACAACGUCGAAAGCAAAUUCACUUCCUCUGCGGACUGACAGAAGGAAGGUGCGCACCUUCUCCUGUAUUACUCAACAUACAAUACAUAAAUGAGACAAAAAAUUAUGAAAAAUUUUACAAAAAGGUGAGCAUUCCUCAAUCGGACAAUAAAGGAACGGAAGAAUAUGCUGGUGAAGAAAGAGACGUUUUUAAAUAUAAUCCUUUUUGCGAAGUGGAGAGAAACACAAGAAUUAACAACAUCUGUGAAUUGAACAGUAUUAACCAGGUAGAGGUAACUCUGAAGAAUACACUCUCCACUUACUUAGUUUUAAGCAAUGUAAGACUCAUCACUUCUGGAGUUGCUGUAGAAACGUAUGCAUCUAAUGUGGUUUUUCUCAUGGCUAAGAAGAAGAACCACUUAACGAAGGUUCGUCUCUCUUUCAGGGCUAAAGAAACGGGUCUUUUAUUUCUCCUUGGGGUUUCCUACUGCAUCAGCUCUCUCCACUUUGACCAGUACAUUCUAUACGACACGUCCAUUCUUAGGAAGUGUUUCAUGGGCGAUGCUUGUGGGAAGUCCGUCACGCGGGAGAAUCAGUCCGGUGAUGCAAAGAGUGCGCAGAAAAAUUAUGAACAUGUUCAGGUGGAAAUGGCUGGAAGGGGGGAAAAUGCCGAAAAGGGAGAAAAUGCUGAGAGGGGAGAAAAUGCCGAAAAGGGCGACAAUGCUGGGACGGGCGAAAAUGCUGGGACGUGCGAAGAUGCUGAGAAGCGUGCGCACGCGGAGGAGAAACCCAUUGGUUCCCAUCUCAAUCCUGGGAGUAAUAACAAAAUGGACAGAGCUGCACUGCUAAGCUACGCGUUGAAGAUAUCGAAUACAUGCUCCGUCUUUGUCAUUAAGAAUUAUUUUUGCAUCAGCUCCGAAAUCAAGCUUUUUAACUUUAGUAGCACGUCCUCCUGCACGGAGAAGUCAAACCAUUCGAGCGACGAGGAAGAGACCAACCUGAGAAGCACCGAACACGUGGACGAAACGAAUGAAAACCUUUACUUCUCUAUUGACGCAAGACACACAGAGUUACUCGAAGGAGAAACAAAAUUUUUGUGCCUCAUUUUGGAAAACAAGAGUUCCCACGUGGACAUAAAUUGCCUGAACGUUCAGAUGAGGCGUAACUGUGGAAGUGAGGAGAAAGCAGAUGUGAUUCGAAUCGGAGAAGGGGAACCACUAACAGUUAGGAGAGAUCACUGCUUGUAUAUCCCGAUCAGGUGCAUCGGCUCCAUUUUAAUUAAUGAGUGCGACGUACGUGUGGUCUACUCGAGUGAAAAGAGCAGUGCCUACUAUGCCAUCCAGAAAAUGAAGCUUCGCAUUAGUGUCCUCAGAAACGUGUUUGUCGACCAGCUGUCCUGCUUCCCCUACGUUAGUUUUAACCUGACAGAUGUGCUAAACGAAAUGGUGAACUCAAAUUUCUACAGUGCGAGUGUUAUCAGUGCUUUGAGUCGAGUUAUGAUCACUGGGGAGACGGAUGAUGUAGCCGAGGGGGAGGACGUGAACACUGUUCAUGACCUCACCAUCUGCACGGACAAUAAGUAUAUGUUCAUAGAAUUAUUCAUCAGAAAUUUCAGCGGGUACGUUAAUUACUGCUCUGCGAAGAAGGUGGGUAGGAGGCGGCCCACGUGCGUGGUGGAGACAGAUGACAGCCCGAGUAAAUGGGUUCUAUGGGUUCAGAGAAUCAAGCGAAAGAAGAACCUCUCAUUCGCUAGCCGAGAAGAUGCAAUGAAAUAUUUUUUAUUGUACAUAGAUGUGCACGUGUACCUCACGUUCGACCGACAUAAGAAGUCCGGACUUCUCAGUCUCUACAGCUCCUACCUUAACAGUGUCUACAUCUAUGGAAAUGGAAUAGGACGCUUCUUUCUCAAUUUUGAGAGGGAGGAGUUGACAUCACGGGAGGGGUGCGCACAUCAGCAUAGUGCUCUUUCUGUGACGGAUGGAUCCAUCGGGGGGGUGCAGCGGCACGGGAAGGCGACGCCCAAGCGGGAGACCCUGUUCUGCGCGCGGGGGGAAGUGAGGGAGAGGGAGGCGGCAGAGGUGGGAGAGGCGGAAGUGCGAGAGGCGGAAGUGAGGGAGGCUGACGAGGUGGGAGAGGGUCCCCACCCGAAGAUCCCCCACCUGAAGACCCCCCACCUGAAGACCCCCCACCUGAAGAACCCCCCCUUCCGAACGAGCUUCCCGAAUGACAUUUUCUACCCAUCAGUAGUGUUAAGUCCCAAGUUCUACAAUUGCAAAAAAAAAAGCAGCGUGAUCAUCCCCAAGUGUUCCAGAGCGUUGAAUUUCAAACACAUGAACGAAAUCGAAAUUAAAAAAAAUUAUUUCGAGUCCUCCAUUGGGGAAUUCUUCGUUAUUAAAGUAUUUUUGAAAAAUUUAUCUCAUCUGAAUCUUGGGGAGUACACCCUUUUGGUUUAUCCCUCCAACUUCAGCUGCAUAAAGUUAAUUGGGAGUUUGAGCAGUAGUGGGUCUCUUGGACGGGCGUGGACAACGAACCAAGGAAUCUCCAAAGGAAGAAGAAAGAAAGCAAGAGGAGUGAAAAAAAAAACACACCUGCUGCACUCGCUAAACGUGUAUUCGCUGUUUCGGGGCAAGGUUUUAUUUUACGUCGCUGUGUACUUCCAUGCAUAUCACGCCUUGCUUUUCCACCACGAGCCGAUUCUGGUGACGGUCGUUUAG
Molecule: messenger RNA, 6279 nt
Organism: Plasmodium cynomolgi strain B
Lineage: Eukaryota; Apicomplexa; Aconoidasida; Haemosporida; Plasmodiidae
Exons: 9
Coding region: 3175-6279 (1034 amino acids)
Cellular component (GO): trans-Golgi network
Source: RefSeq, a predicted model, not a curated record